Molecule: messenger RNA, 2973 nt
Organism: Trypanosoma cruzi
Lineage: Eukaryota; Euglenozoa; Kinetoplastea; Trypanosomatida; Trypanosomatidae
Product: trans-sialidase, putative
Exons: 1
Coding region: 1-2973 (990 amino acids)
Molecular function (GO): exo-alpha-sialidase activity
Source: RefSeq, a predicted model, not a curated record
AUGACGCGUGAAUAUCGACGCACCCGCCGUGACUCCUGCUGCUGCUGGUGGUGGCAGUCGCUGUGUGUUCCCGGUGCACUGCUCUUCCUUCUCUUUCCGUGUGUCUGUGUGCGUGAGUUGUUGUUGUGGGGAGUGACUGCGGCGGGGAUGAUGGUGCCACUCACCGUGGAUGGCGGUGCGUAUUGUUGUACCUUUUUUGUUGGCAUUGUUUCUCUUUAUUUCUUUCACUCUAUUACUCAUGAAGAAAGCAAACAAGCGCUAAUCGCUACUGUGAAAUUCGAAGGCACCAAAAGGACCAACAGCACACACACCGCCCACACACAUAUUUAUAUGCUCUCACGUGUUGCUGCAGUGAAGGCACCCCGCACACACAACCGUCGCUGCGUGACCGGAUCCAUCGGGAGGAAGAGGGAAGGAAGAGAGAGUGGGCCGCAGAGCCCCAACAUGUUCCGGCGUUUGUUUACUUCCGCGGUGCUGCUCCUCCUCGUCGUGAUGAUGUGCUGCGGCAGUGGAGCUGCACACGCGGAGGAGGAUCAAUUAUCUGAUCCAAAUUUUGAAUGGAAGGGCAUCACUAAUGACAAGGAAACUGUGGAAUCGUUGGGUGUUCCCGGCCUAUUGAAAGUGGGGAGUGAUGUGUUUGCCGUUGCCGAGGCGCAGUGCAAGGAUGAGCAAGGCAAUGCCUUUACUGGGGUUGCGUCCCAACUUCUCACGAACACAGCGGAUAAAGAAAAGGAGGAGGUGCUGAAGGAAGCCAAAAAGGAUACUCAAGUUCUGGAGAAAGGUGGUUCGGAAGGGAAGAAGAGAGUAGAUGUGAGCCGACCAACAACAGUUGUGAAAGGAAGUGAUAUUUACAUGCUGGUUGGAAAACACGGCGGUGAAGGUGAGGCUGCUUGUCAGGGUGCAUCUGACGCGGCUCCUUGGGGACUCUUGCUUCUGAAAGGAAACGUCAGUGAUGGGGAAAGUGUAAAAAGAAUUCUUUGGAAAAAUACCUACGGUCUUCCGUGCAUUUUUACUGUCGAACAUCACGAAUCCUUGACACGGCUGAUUGGCGGCGGUGGAUCGGGUUUUACGUUAGAGGACGAUACGCUUUUGUUCCCCGUGGAAGCUGCGAAGAAGAAUGAAAAGACCGUUUCGCUGGUCCUAUGCUUGCAGGGUACUGAGAGCUGGACACUGUCGAAGGAGGUGCCUGACGAUGGCUGCAGUGAUCCCUCCGUCGUGGAGUGGAAGGGAAAACUCAUGAUGAUGACUGCGUGUGAUGAUGGCCGCCGCAGGGUGUACGAGUCCGGUGACAAGGGGGAUUCGUGGACGGAGGCACUCGGGACACUCUCGCGCGUGUGGGGCAACAAACACAAGGGAACUGAGAAGGGCGUUAGGAGCGGGUUCAUCACAGCGACUCUUGACGGUGUUGAAAAUGAUAAGAGGAAUGUGAUGCUCGUUACUCUGCCGGUGUAUUCCGAGAAUGGAGAAAAAGAAAAAGGUGUACUCCAUCUUUGGGUGACGGACAAUACGCACAUUUUUGAUAUCGGGCCGGUAUCCGAGGAAGAUGACGUUGCCGCCAGCUCCCUGCUGUAUAAAAGUGGAGAUAAUAAUGAGAAGGAGUUGAUUGCACUGUACGAGAAGAAGAAGGGCGGUGUGGAAUCAUCACUCGGUAUGGUCUCUGUGCGUCUGACUGCGCAGCUGCAGCGGGUGAAGGAGGUGCUGGCGACCUGGAAGAAAGUGGACGAACGCGUCUCCAAGCUGUGCCCCACUGAAAGUGCUCUGAAGGAUACCUCAACUGUCAAUGCCUGCAGCACUGCCAUUCCAACGGAUGGGCUGGUUGGCUUUUUGUCCGGCAAAUUCUCUGAUAACACAUGGAAGGACGAGUACCUCGGGAUGAACGCCACGGUUACUGGCGCUGCAACAGAGGCAAAAUUGCAUGCCAGCGGCGUGACGUUCACAGGACGUGGUGCGUGGGCGGAGUGGCCCGUUGGCAAGCAAGGGGAGAAUCAGCUGUACCACUUUGCGAACUACAACUUCACUCUUGUGGCGACGGUGUCCAUCGACGGUGUGCCGAAGGAGGGUUCUCCUAUUCCAUUGAUGGGUGCGAAGAUGGAUGACAGUGAGAAAACAGUACUCCUGGGAAUGUCGUACAAAAAAGAAGGGAAUUGGGCAGUGCUUUGCAGUGGCCAAACAUCAGAGAAGCUCGGCAGCACUUGGGAGACAAGGACAACUUACCAAGUGGCCAUUGUGCUACGGAACAGCAGCCAGGGCUCCGCGUACGUCGAUGGUAAAAGUGUCGGAGAUGAGUCAUGUGUAUUGAAAAUUGCGGAUUCGAAGGAGAUCUCACACUUCUACAUUGGAGGGGACGGAAGCGGCGCAGGGAGCCAAGACGACGUGUCUGUGACUGUGAGGAACGUCCUGCUGUACAACCGCCCGUUGAGUUCCGCAGAGAUUGGGUCCAUCAAACCGAAUAAAGCCCCCACUCCACCUUUGGAAAAGGUGCCGACUAAACCGUUAACAGUUUCUUCUGCUUCCGUUGUAUCUCCCAUCCCUUCGGUGGCCGCAACUGCUCAGAUAGCCGGAACUUCGUCCACUCCCGCCGGAACACAUCUGACGGAAGAGGGGCAGCCGAUGGGGAGCAGUGGUGGUGGCGGUGGCGGUGCAUCCGCAUCAGCGGUGUCCAUUGUCAGCACUCCAUCAGCAGGAAAGGACUCCGUAAUGCAGGUGGCGUCAGGAAAAUCUUCCGAUGGAGCUCAAACCGUGGAUGGCGGUUCAACUGCUGAUGGCGAGCCAACGAUGGAGAAAAGAGAAGGAACGGAUGCGCAGGAGGAAGAGGUACAGCCACUGAACAGGGAAGUAAAUGCUACGGAGCUCAACAGCAGACUCGGAAAAUUGUCGCAGGGGAAUAACAGCGAUGCCGGCACUGUGCGUGGGAGCGGACUUCUGCCAUUGCUGUUGCUUCUGUUGGGACUGUGGGGGUUUGCGGCUCUGUGA